CCAGUCAAGUUCCUCCACCCCAAACUCGCUCAUAGUCCCAUCCACCUUACUAACCGUUCUGUAUCUGCCAUCCCUCUCUGCCAAUCCCUCCACUGGCCUCCACUCAGUGUCCUCCACCCCUGCCAAUCUCUGCCAAUCCCUCCACUGGCCUCCACUCAGUCAGUGUCCUCCACCCCUCUCUGCCAAUCCCUCCACUGGCCUCCACUCAGUGUCCUCCACCCCUCUCUGCCAAUCCCUCCACUGGCCUCCACUCAGUGUCCUCCACCCCUCUCUGCCAAUCCCUCUACUGACCUCCACUCAGUGUCCUCCACCCCCCUCUCUGCCAAUCCCUCCACUGGCCUCCACUCAAGUGUCCUCCACCCCUCUCUGCCAAUCCCUCUACUGGCCUCCACUCGGUGUCCUUCAUCCCUCUCU
Staurois parvus is the source of this 414-nucleotide messenger RNA. NCBI's taxonomy places the organism in Eukaryota, Metazoa, Chordata, Amphibia, Anura, Ranidae. The record is from the annotation of a GenBank genome assembly.